CACCAAGCAAUUUAUUUAAAUUUUAUACAAAGACAAAAGUUCCAAAAUUUAAACCGAAAAAAUAGUGUUUGUUUGCUCCGGUUAAAAGAAAAAAGUGCUGCUGUUUUUUCAUCUGUGGUGUGUUUGGCUAAGGUUUCAUUUUUUGACAGUUUUCCAAGAAAAGAAAAACAUUCCUUUUACUUGGCCCGCGCAAAUCUAUUUCUUUUCUUCUUUUUUAGCUUUGAUAGCCUGUUCCUUGUUCUUUGAAGAAAAACGCUUGAUUUUUGUAUAAUAAUAAUAGAAUGGGACAAUCUUUAUCAGAACCUAUUACUGAAAAGUCAACCUUUGAAGGAAAUGACAAACGUGUCAUGUACGGCAUCUCCUCCAUGCAAGGUUGGAGACCAACCAUGGAAGAUGCGCAUACAAUCAUUCCUUCUUAUGCAGAUACUGGAGCUAGUUUUUUUGCUGUCUUUGAUGGUCACGGAGGCGAUGAAGUGGCGAAAUACAGUGGACGAGAGUUACAUAAAAAGAUUAUGACAUCCAAAUCCUUUGCUCAGAAAAGAUAUAGAGAUGCUAUUCGAAUAGGGCAUUACGCUAUAGACGAAGAUUUAAGAAAAGACCCUCAUUUUGAUAAAGACUAUUCAGGCUCGACUGCUGUGACAGCAAUGAUAACAAAAGAUAAUGUACUCUACGUUAGCAAUGUCGGUGAUUCAAGAGCAGUGAUCAGUACAAAGAAUGGAAGAGGGAUACCCUUAACGCAAGACCAUAAACCAAGACAUCCAAAAGAAGCAGUACGAAUAAAGAACGCAGGAGGUUUUGUUGAAAAUGGACGCGUCAAUGGAAGUCUAGCUUUGUCAAGAGCACUUGGUGAUUUUAUUUUCAAAUCAAAUACCCAAUUAACACCCGAUCUCCAAGCAGUAACAGCUGAGCCUGAUAUUAUAGAGCACCUUUUGACAGAUCAUGAUGAAUUUGUAGUAUUAGCAUGUGAUGGCAUUUGGGAUUGUUUAACAAAUCAACAAGUAGUGGAUUUUGUACGUCACAAGUUAUGUGAACAUAAAUCACUCGGACCUAUCUGUGAGGAAUUGAUGGAUUAUUGCUUAGCAGAAACAGCGAAUAUGACCGGUAUUGGUUGUGACAAUAUGACAGUGAUUAUUGUUGCAUUUCUAAGGAAACGCAAACCUCAGCAAUGGUACGAUUGGAUGGCCUCUAAAGCACAGCCGCCGCUACCUCUCAGAAAACCGAUUUUGAUUGCACCGGGCAGCCGCCAACAUUUGACAGCAUCUGAUCCAAACACCGAUGCUACUUCUAUUCCCAAAGAUAAUAAUGAUACUAACGUCUCGUCGACCACCGAAAACACACCAUCAGAAAUACCCAUACCCAGUACUACUACUCAUAAUCAUCAUGCUACUUCAACGUCUCUAGAAAUAACUUUGCCCAACGCCGCCAAAGAAAGUCAUCACAACACACCCCUCUCCUCAACACCGAUAUUACCACCAUCACCACCUCCACCGCCACCACCUGCUGCUGCACCUUCCUCCUUAUCCACGACGAUGGCAGAUGCCGCCAAACGGCAUUCCAUUUCAUUAGACAAUGAUAAGAGUACCUCCACUUCAGAGCGAACGGAUUCCCCAGCCAACACGGUCUCCAAUAUCAUGGCGGCCUCAGCAGCCACAGCCAAAAGACAAUCUAUUUUGAAUACCGCGUCGAAAGGCACACCUACGACCGACGCUCCUACGACCACGACUGCUCAUUCGCGUAGUGCUGCUGCUACAGGUACGGCGCCUGUGAGAAAAGUUUCGUUUUUACAUACGCCCACGCCCACGCCCACGUCUCCUCCUCCACCACCACCACCACCACCACCCUCCUCCAUACCAUCCAGUGAAAAACCAACCAAUGCAUCGUCGCCUGUUCCAGCGACGGCAGCUGUAGCAAAAUAA
This is a messenger RNA of Mycotypha africana, 1916 nucleotides long. RefSeq names its product phosphatase 2C-like domain-containing protein. The record is from RefSeq and is a predicted model, not a curated record. The coding region runs from base 282 to 1916 and encodes 544 amino acids. Gene Ontology annotation, biological process: protein dephosphorylation. Lineage: Eukaryota; Fungi; Mucoromycota; Mucoromycetes; Mucorales; Mycotyphaceae. The transcript has 7 exons. Gene Ontology annotation, molecular function: protein serine/threonine phosphatase activity; cation binding.